GAAACCCAAAUACAGGAACAGUUGGCGCUGGAAAGGAAAGAACAAACAUGAAAACGAAUAAAUCACGUAGCCCAAUCAUGUUAAGGAGAGAUACGGUAUAGGCCUCCCGGCUAAACACGGCCGUAGCUACAAUAAAAUAGUUCAAAGGAUUUGGAAAUAAAGUACGGUUGGAUUUUAUACUGUUGCACACAUUUAUAUGUCUGCGUAAUUACAUCAAGUGAUGGAAGGGAGAGAAAAGGGACGGGCUUUUCUGGGGUAGAGAGUGAGGAGGGAGGGGACAGACUUCUCUGUGGAAGAAAGUGAGGAACGAAGGGAAAGAAAGAGCUAUUCCUUCUUUUCUGCAGAAGACAAAGUCUUAAAACCGCUUCAUUCAAUUCAUUCAAUUUAACAACGGCAAAAAAAUCCCAGGACUGCACCGACCUAAAAUAUUUCAAUGGAAAUGAGCAUUGUGUCGCAAUAAGAGGUAAAUGUGUUUUUCUGAAGCCACGGUAAGCGGAUACAAUCUGGGGUGGUGGUUUUCGACAGCAUCUGGUACAGCAGCUAACAAACUGAGUCGUGCUUGUAAGCGGCAGUUAACGAAAACGACAGGAGAAUCUAGACAGUCAGCUAGAAAGAAGCAGGAGAGAACACUGAGCGAAUUGUGAAGACACGCUAGAACGAACGUCUUUGUAGCCAUUGUUUCGUACCCUCACUCGAGUCAAAAUUGUGAAAUUUAAGGUUAUUUUUUCACAUCAUAGCUAGAGGGAAUGGCUACCACUAGUUACAGUGGCACUUACAUUUGUCGAGACCUACACGGUCACUCUGAAACAUGCAGUUAGACCCUCGACAGCUGCCUAACCACGAGAAAUGAGGGUGGUGGAUAUGUGCCGAGAUACAGCAAGUCAGCGAACAUAGAAGGAGCAAGAAUUGCGUUUUGGUCACUGGGUGGCCUUUAAAACUACAACAUGAGUCAACAUUUGUGAUGAAUACCUUUAUAUCGAAAGAACGCAACAUGUUUUUCCUGUUAGUGUUUGUUGAACUCGCAUCACCGACAUAGAGCGGAUCAGACCCGAGGGUAGGGACGCAGGAGUUCUUUUCUCCUCAUUACACGAGAAACCUUAUAGACUACUAAAAUACGCAUAUAUUAUAAUUUGUUCUUUAUCUGUAUAUAAGUGUUACCAACGUUUGCGUGUCCGAUUUUUCCAGUUUAUUGUUAACCGUGUGUGUUUUGAAUUGGUUAGAAUGUUUGUAGCCUACGGUAUAUUUUUCGUGCUGGUGUCUUUUCCUGUAGAGGAAUAAACCAAUUUUACUGACCGCACCGCUUCCUGCAUCCAAUAUUCACGGUGUGUGCAAGGUUUUACCAUGGAAACCCAGAUCCAACGAGUGUGUCUGCCUUGGCCGAUUGGAGGCGGAGAAAGAACCGACUACGUAAACAGCGCUUCAUAUUAAAAACAUUUGCGUUUUUCCCCAAAUCUGUAGUAGGCUACAUUGAAACCUUUCUCGGACACAAGGCACAUACAGACCCUGAAUAUUGUGGACGUAUAGAGCAGUAUAGCAGCAAAGCUAUCAGAAUUAUGCAAUAAUGGACAUUUCUGUGUGACGAAGAUGAAGAGUCAUUGGAUUUGGACUGCUGAUUCCGCAUCUCUGAAUGGACUACGGAAGACUAUUUUUAAAAAGGAUCCACAGUGGACAUAGUGGGCUACUGUGAAAGAGGCCCAGAUCCAACCUCUGCUCCAUCCAUUCUUUUUGUCAAAUUUACGUUGAGCGUUUUUAUGAAGGACAAUGCAGGGUGUGACGUACAGCCCCAUACCAGGCAAAUUCACAGUGAACUAACAGGUGUCACGGAGGUACGUUAAAUACACGCGUUGGUAACACGUCGGCUAGCUAAGUGAAAUCAAGUUUUAACAUGCAAGGGUUGGCGAUGAAGUCACUACUGGGAGUUGGUGCAGCAGACUAGCGGUACUGGAUUGCGCUGGGUAUGUAAGACAACCUGAUGGAUGUUUAGAGAUCAACUCAUAGAACUCGCUGGAUUUUAUGUCUGCGCAAACCUGUAAAACAGGUUAAAACAUUCUUAAAAAGGAGGAGCCAAGACUGUGACUCAAAUGCCGCGAAACAGGGCUUUCUCGGAGCCGGAAUGCUCGGCGGAAUAUUCUGCGGACUGCUCGGUGACACUGCCCUCUGACCCAGGGCAGGCAGUGGGCCGCACGCAUGAGGUGACCGUGCGCAGCUCCGGGUGCUGCCUGUGCUUGCCCCGCUUCAUGCGCCUCACGUUCGCACCGGAGUCUCUUGAGAACCUCUACCAGACCUACUUCCGGAGGCAGAGGCAUGAGACUCUGUUGGUGUUGGUGGUGUUUGCAGCCCUGUUUGACUGCUAUGUCAUCAUCAUGUGCGCGGUGGUGUACACCAGGGACAAGCUGGCCACCACAUUAGUGGCAACUGUAGGGCUGCUAGCCCAUGUCCUGCUCUAUGUACUGUGCCGCUUUGGCCUGUUGCCAGAUCGAGUGGCCCGCAGGGUGGUACCCUAUGCCCUGUGGGUGCUCAUCGCCGCCCAGAUCUUCUCCUACCUGGGCCUAAACUUUGCCCGCUUCCACCAGGCCAGUGACACAGUGGGCUGGCAGGCCUUCUUUGUCUUUUCCUCCUUCCUGACUCUGCCCCUUCGUCUCACGCCCAUCGUCCUCAUCACCGCGCUCUCCUGUGCCAUCCACACCCUGGUGCUUGGGGUCACCAUCGCGCAGCAACAACAGGAGCAACUCCAGGGGGCAGCACUGGGCAGACAGCUCCUGGCAAACGUGGUUAUCUACAUGUGCGCCAUCACGGUGGGCAUCAUGUCCUACUACAUGGCUGACCGCAAGCACCGCAAGGCCUUCCUGGAGGCCCGGCAGUCCCUGGAGGUGAAGCUGAACCUGGAGGAGCAGAGCCAGCAGCAGGAGCGACUCCUCCUGUCCAUCUUGCCCAAGCACAUCGCGGACGAAAUGCUCCAGGACAUGAAGAAGGAGCCGAGCCAGAAAGAGAUGCAGCAGUUUAACACCAUGUACAUGUACCGCCACGAGAACGUCAGCAUCCUGUUUGCUGACAUCGUUGGGUUCACACAGCUCUCCUCAGCUUGCAGUGCGCAGGAACUGGUCAAACUGCUCAACGAGCUGUUCGCUCGCUUCGACAAGCUGGCUGCCAAAUAUCACCAGUUGAGGAUUAAGAUCCUGGGAGACUGUUACUACUGCAUCUGUGGGCUGCCGGAUUACCGAGAAGACCACGCUGCCUGCUCUAUCAUGAUGGGGCUCGCUAUGGUGGAGGCCAUCUCGUACGUGCGUGAGAAGACGCAGACGGAGGUGGACAUGCGCGUGGGGGUGCACACCGGCACUGUCCUGGGAGGGGUACUGGGACAGAAGCGCUGGCAGUACGACGUCUGGUCUACUGAUGUCACUGUGGCCAACAAAAUGGAGGCAGGGGGGAUCCCCGGGCGUGUCCACAUCUCCCAAAGCACAAUGGAGUGCCUGCAUGGAGAGUUCAAUGUGGAACCUGGUCAUGGCGGUGAGCGAUGUGACUACCUGAAGGAAAAGGGUAUUGAAACAUACCUAGUGGUGGUACCCAAAGGUCCAGUGUGCAGGAACGGCAUAAAUGGAGUGAAGCUGUCUGUCACCUCGUCCAAUGGGAACUCUCCCCUGCUGAUCAACACUACAGAGUGCAAUGGAAGUGUCCACACAGCCUGCACCACACCAGAGGAGCUAGAGGAACUGGACACACGGAAAGAUCAGGAAAACCUACCGGACUACAAGACAACAGGACACAAAGAGAAUAAUCCUGCUAAUUAUGACAUACUCCCAAUUCAGUGUAACAGCCAACCGGAAAAUAGCCUUGCCACUGGAACACAGCACAAAGACCUACUUCAAAAUGAUAAAAUCAUCUCUGCAUACAAGAGGAACAAAGACUACUUGGUGGUGAACCCCUCCUUCCCGAACCCAAGGCGUCGGCUGCGGCUUCGGGACCUUGCGGAGAGGGUGAUUGAUGCACAGGAGAAUGAACAGGAGCUAAACAAACUACUGAAUGAAGCACUGCUGGAGAGAGAGACUGUACAGGCCCUGAAGGGGACCCACACAAACCGCCUCUCCCUGCGCUUUGUGGAUCCAGAGCUGGAGACACGUUUCUCAGUGGAGAAGGAGAAACAGAGUGGAGCUGCCUUCAGCUGCUCCUGUGUGGUUCUGCUGUUCACCGCGGUCAUGGAGGCCCUCAUCGACCCCUAUCUGAUAGUGAACUAUGUGACUCUGGUCAUCGGGGAGGUCUUACUGCUUAUCCUCACUGUCUGCUCACUGGCAGCUAUCUUCCCCAGGGUUUUCCCCAAAAAGCUGGUGUCCUUCUCGACCUGGAUUGACCACACGCGCUGGGCCCGUAACACCUGGGCCAUGGCGGCCAUCUUUAUUCUGACUAUGGCUGACAUGGUGGACAUGCUGAGCUGCCAGCAGACCCCCCUACCAGCAGGGAAUAGCAGCACGGGGGCCCCACCGGGACCAGUUGGAGAGGGGGGCUGUGCCGAGAAUCCCAAAUACUACAGCUACAUCGCAGUUCUGGCGCUGCUCGCGACCACCAUGCUGGUGCAAGUCAGUCACAUGGUCAAACUCACUCUCAUGCUGCUCAUCAUCGUGGCAACUGGAGUGGUCAACCUCUACAGCUGGAGGGACAUCUUUGAUGAGUAUGACCGCGUUCGCUUCAAGGAGUAUAGGGUCUCUCUGGUUCCAUCCAAAUACUCCAUGACGCUGAUGGUCUUCAUCAUGAUGAUUAGCUUCUACUACUUCUCUCGUCAUGUGGAGAAGCUGGCCCGCACGCUGUUCCUGUGGAAGAUGGAGGUUCAUGACCAGAAGGAACGGGUUUAUGAGAUGAGGCGCUGGAACGAGGCACUGGUCACGAACAUGCUGCCCGAGCACGUGGCCAGGCACUUCCUGGGGUCGAAGAAAAGGGAUGAGGAGCUCUACAGCCAGUCAUAUGAUGAAAUCGGUGUGAUGUUCGCCUCCAUCCCCAACUUCUCUGACUUCUACACAGAAGAGAGCAUCAACAAUGGAGGGAUUGAGUGCCUCAGGUUCCUUAAUGAGAUUAUCUCAGACUUUGACAGUCUUCUAGAUGAGCCUCAGUUUCGCUGCAUCACCAAGAUCAAGACCAUAGGAAGCACAUACAUGGCAGCAUCUGGUGUCAUACCCGAUGCGAACACCAAUGGCUACAACUGCCUAAAGAAGGAGGAACUGUCAGACAAAGAACGCUGGCAGCAUUUGGCAGACCUGGCUGAUUUUGCACUUGCCAUGAAGGUUACCCUCAUGAAUAUCAACUAUCAGUCUUUCAACAACUUCAUGCUUCGCAUUGGACUGAACAAGGGGGCAGUGCUGGCUGGAGUAAUUGGCGCUCGGAAGCCUCACUACGAUAUCUGGGGGAACACUGUCAAUGUGGCCAGCCGCAUGGAGUCCACUGGAGUAAUGGGGAACAUCCAGGUGGUGGAGGACUGCUACGCCAUCCUGAAGGAGUACGGAUUCCGCUUUGUACGGCGAGGGCCCAUCUUUGUGAAGGGGAAGGGGGAGCUACUGACCUUUUUCCUGAAGGGGCGGGACAAACAGGGCUCCUUCAUCAACGGCUCAUCUGUCACCCUCCCUCACCAGGUGGAGGACAGCUCCUGACCCACACAUGCUGACACACACUGUCCCCCCCCCCCUCCCCCCUCCACCCGCCCCACACACACACAAUGACACACUACCAGGCAAACACUUGACACUCAGCCAAUCACUUUCUCUCCUUGACACAUAAACAAGGCAAUUAAUUCCAAACUACUGCUCAUUACCGCCCUGCCUACGUGCCAUACCUGAGCUGUGAAUUACCUGACCUGCUGGUGACUGCUUAGAAGUGUCCACUCGUUUGGAGACACUGCCUGUGUUACUACCUGUCGUAUCUGUGGGCUUCUGGGACUUCUGACGUUGACCAACUGAAGACGUUCGGCAAGCAUGAAGCCGAUGUUUUGGCCAAUUUAUAUUUAUAUGACAAAAAAAGGGAGAACUAUUUUAAGUGUAAUUCAUCCGUCCAAUUGAGAGAGUAUUAAAAUGCAUUAUCUGCCUCUGCACACGUGUACACUACUUAAUUUCAUACAUGAUGUGCUCCUGCUUACACUGUACAACUACAUGCAUACCUACAGCUUACCCAGUUAUGGACCACACAGUUACAUGAACGCUGUCCACCUACAGUGCAAAUCCUAUCAUUGAUUACACUGACACAUUUUUUAAAAUAACCUUUCCAAACUGGAAAUAAUAGAAAAUUUUGAAUUUUUUCACCAAAUUACUUUGGAGAUAAAAAGCUUGUCCAGAGAUUAAUAAUAACCUGCAGCCUAUUCUCAACUCUCUCAGUUUAGAUAAUGUGUAGCUUGUUCUCUCUGAGUUAAAAUAACCUGCUUCUGCUCCCUGUGAGUUGAAAUAACCUGCAGCCUGCCUCUACAGCUUUCUGUGAUUUGAAUUACUUGCAGCCUGCCUCUGCUCCCUCUGUGAGUUUAAAUUACCUUCAGCCCCCCUCUGUGCCGUCUUACAUGUGUUUACCUUAUACCUGCUUUCACAUGGGAGCACUGAUCUUUGCCUGAAAAGACUGAAAGAAGUUACCUGUGUGAAGUGACUUUAACUGUGGGGCAGUGUUGCAGGUCUGAGACAGGUGUGUUUACCUGUCGGGUAGUAUUACAGGUCUGUGAAAGGUGUUUAAUCCAGUGGGGUAGUGUUGCAGGUAUGUGGCAGGUGUGCACACUUAUGGAGCCGUAUUAUAGGUGUGUACACCGAUUGAACCAUUUUGCCCGUGUGAAUAAUAGACAAGUGUAAAUCUGGGGCAGCAUAGCAGGUAUGCGGAUGUCUGGUGGGUAUACCUGUGAGGUGAUGUUUUAGGUGUGUGUGUGUGUGUGUGUGCGUGUGCGUGUGCGUGUGUGUCAGGUAGGUAUACCUGCAGAGUGAUGUUUCAGGUGUGUAUGUAUGUAUGUGUGUGUGUGUGUGUGUGUAUUAGGUAGGUAUACCUGUGGGGUGUGGUUUUAGGUGUGUCAGGUAGGUAUACAGUUUGAGGGGAUUUUGCAGGUCUGUAGAAAUGUCUGCUCUGUUUGGACUCUGCUCCUGUUUAGUGUCUUUCCUACCAGAUUGGUGAAAGUGCAAUAUUUAAUUCCUUUGCUUCCCUCUUGACUUGCUUCAAAUCCCCUGUGCAAAGUACAACUUUACCAUCUUAUAUUUUUAUAUACUGAUUGUGUAAUGCACUUUUCAAUCAAGUUGAUACAAUCUUUAAAAGGGACGAUGGUCUUAUAACAUGAAUCGAAUGUACAUUCAUCCCAUUGAUUUAUAGCUGACUUCAGGGGUAGAAGAUAAAAAUACUAGCACAGCAAAGCUAUAAUGGUCCAUGUUUGCUGAGGUUACAGAAUUGCGAGUUGCAGGCAUUGAACCAUGGAGUUGUUCUAGUCUAUAUUGAGGUGAAUCAGGACAUGCAUGUCCUGAGUUGACAUAGUGUUUUUAUUUAGAAUCUUCAAGACUUGGGAAUAAAAUGGCACUUUGAAUGAUUUGUAAUUUUAAAUGUACUUUAUUUGAAUGAUUUGUAAUUUUCAAAUGUAUUUGAUUUGAAUGAUUUGUAAUUCAAAUGUAUUGAUUAAAAAAUGUUUAGACCCUUCAUUGCAGCAUGAUUGGAUUCACAGGUCCUGAGUGUCAGCUGUCUGAAUAUGUGGACUGAUAUCUGCUUCACUUCAGUGUUCCAGCUGCAUAUGACAUUUUUUAAAAGUUUCCUGGCUACUGGGAUGCAGAACGGUUCUCAAUUUAAAAAGGUUUUUUGACAAAUGUGGUUAACAAAGUAAACAGAAACACAGGCAAAUGUAUACAUUGUUUCAGUAACAGUUUAAAUUAAAAAAAAAAAAAAAAAAAAGUCAUGUUAUCUUACCAGAACAUUUUUCAUUUUCAGGAAUACUAAAUGUUGGACUCAUUUAAGCAAAAAUGGUCAUUUCUGUUUUCUUAGCAAAUAGAUUUCUUUAUAAAGCCA
Molecule: messenger RNA, 7992 nt
Organism: Anguilla anguilla (European eel)
Lineage: Eukaryota; Metazoa; Chordata; Actinopteri; Anguilliformes; Anguillidae
Gene: adcy3a
Product: adenylate cyclase 3a
Exons: 21
Coding region: 2082-5633 (1183 amino acids)
Biological process (GO): adenylate cyclase-activating G protein-coupled receptor signaling pathway; intracellular signal transduction; cAMP biosynthetic process
Cellular component (GO): plasma membrane
Molecular function (GO): adenylate cyclase activity
Source: RefSeq, a predicted model, not a curated record